Messenger RNA from Naegleria gruberi, 882 nucleotides. RefSeq lists its product as uncharacterized. The record is from RefSeq and is a predicted model, not a curated record. The transcript is spliced from 4 exons. NCBI's taxonomy places the organism in Eukaryota, Heterolobosea, Eutetramitea, Acrasida, Naegleriidae. Gene Ontology annotation, molecular function: ferrous iron binding; acid phosphatase activity; ferric iron binding. Bases 1 to 882 code for a protein of 293 amino acids.
AUGGAUCAAUUCAAGAUUGGAAUUUAUUCUGUUGUUUCGAGUAAUGAUAAGAAUGAUUGGCAUUUGAAGUAUUCUUCAAAAUCUGAUGAAAAGUUUUUAAAGUUUAUAGUAUUUGGGGAUUGGGGAAGAAAGGGAGCAUUCAAUCAGUCACAUGUUGCAGAGCAGAUGGGAUAUUAUUGUCAAAAUUUUGGAUGUGAUUUUGCUAUUUCAACUGGAGAUAAUUUCUAUCAAGAGGGUGUAAAAUCUGUAGAUGAUCCUUUGUUUAAGGAGAGUUUUGAAAAUGUGUACAAACAUGAAAGUUUGCAAAAAAUUCCAUUCUUAUCUGUUUUGGGAAAUCAUGUUGGAAAUUUUGAUUUUAGAGUUCAAUUUUUGUUUUUCGAUACUAAUCCAUUCAUUCACAAGUAUUAUACUCAUCCUAAAAUGAAUAAGGAAGCCCUCCACAAAACCAGAGAUAUUCGAGCUCAAAAAAAGUACAUGGAAACUAAUGUGAAUGAAUUUGCCACCGAUGAUAAGAAAAGUGAUAUUCCAUUGUGGAAGAUUGCAAUUGGACAUCAUCCAUUCUAUUCAGCAUCCACACACGGAGACAAUGAAAAUCUCAUUGAACAUUUACUUCCAUUCCUUAGGAAGAAUGAUAUUAGAUAUUAUUUUUCAGGACAUGACCACAGUAUUCAAUACUUGAAACCAUACGACACUCUUAACCAUUUCAUUUCUGGAGCUGGAUCAGCUGUUCGCUUUGAUGUUUCAAACCACCAUCCAUACUUGAAGAAAUUCCAACAAGAAUCUGGAUUUAUCUAUAUAAGAUUAUCUUCGAAUAUUAUGGAACUUUCAUUUGUAAAUCUGUUUGGAAGAGUUACAGAACGUAUUAAAAUACCACGAGAAUAA